Corythoichthys intestinalis (scribbled pipefish) is the source of this 2146-nucleotide messenger RNA. RefSeq names its product akt interacting protein (gene aktip). NCBI's taxonomy places the organism in Eukaryota, Metazoa, Chordata, Actinopteri, Syngnathiformes, Syngnathidae. The record is from RefSeq and is a predicted model, not a curated record. The transcript is spliced from 11 exons. Bases 345 to 1223 code for a protein of 292 amino acids.
AUCAACUAUAGAAACGCCCACACUCCAUUCGGGUUAGAUUGAGCUCCGGCUGUCAAAGUGUUUAGCUACAAACCUAGCUAGCUAGUUUAGCCGUGUUUACAACCGUGGAAAUGGCUUGCAGCUGAGUAUUUUACCAUCCGCAAGUCAAGUGUUUUAGGUUUUUCAAGAAAAGAAGCCAAGCUAGCAGUUUAUACUCGAAAAGUAGCGACAGUCAAAAAAUGGCUGUACAGUAUGCUGAAUAGAGAUACGGAUCCACAUAAAUUGCCCUGAAUGGCCUGGCGCACAAAUGUCAUGGGCCCUACUUAAAAGAAGGGAGGGCACACUACAAAAGUUCUACAUGAGUAAUGAACCUAGGCAACUUCUGGAGCAUGUCUGCUAAUACAAGUCGUAAGAGACCUGAUAGCGAAGACCAGGGCGAGCUGAAAAGCAGCCCGUCCCGGCUAUCCUUCAGCAAGAAGCAGCUCCCAGCCAUUCCCAAGAAUGCGGCUGCCGCUACCAAGCCUGCGACCAUUGGUAGCCCCGCCCACUCCGCAAAUGUCCCGCAUGCGCCCUACGGUCCUUUUUACUUGGAAUACUCCCUGCUGGCUGAGUUCACACUUGUGAUCAAGCAAAAACUCCCUGGGAUUUAUGUGCAGCCAUCUUACAAGUCUGCACUUAUGUGGUUUGGCGUCAUAUUUAUCAGACAUGGUUUGUACCAAGAUGGAGUCUUCAAGUUCACUGUGUAUAUCCCGGAUAACUAUCCAGAUGGCGAUUGUCCAAAAUUAGUGUUUGACAUGCCAGUCUUCCAUCCGCUUGUCGACCCAGUUUCUGGCGAGCUUGACGUCAAAAGAGCUUUCACCAAAUGGAGACGGAAUCACAACCACAUCUGGCAAGUUCUCAUGUAUGCACGUACCAUUUUCUACAAGAUUAACACCUCAGAACCUCUCAACCCAGAAGCUGCUGUACUGUAUGAGAAGGAUGUGCAGUUGUUCAAAAGCAAAGUAGUGGACAGCGUAAAACUAUGCAAUAGUCGUCUGUUUGAUCAGCCCAAGAUAGACGAUCCUUACGCAAUAAGCUUUUCUCCAUGGAACCCAGCUGUUCACGAGGAGGCGAAAGAGCGAAUGUUCACUUACAAAAGACGACCUGAGGAGCAGCACAAGGGAACGCAGAGCUCGGGACUGUCUUGGGUCAAACCCGGGUCGACGCAGCCCUUCAGUAAAGACGACAGCCCUCCUCGGAGUUGAAGCCGCACUUGCACCAACGCUGGCCACUAGCAGUAGGCACAGGUAUCGCCAGUCGCUCUACAUUUGUGAGCCAGAUCCCUGAAAAGGACAUUAUGAAUAUUGCUCAGCUUUAAAAGCUUCUCCCGCCAACAGCUUUAGCAUACGAAAACCAAGUUUAUGUAAGGCAAAGAUGACAAAAUGGAUGUCUCCAAAGUAGAAUCUAGCAAUUCUUGUAGAUGUUGCAGAAUCCAUAUGCACAUGCUGGCCGGGCUUGGUGAUUACAUACCGUUCCAAAAGUCCAAAAAGUGUGCAUCGGACUUCAUGAUCUCUAGGCUCAGGACUGUUUUUAUUCAUCAUACCAGGAAUGUCAAUCAUAGCUGGGCGAAGAUCGGACCUCCACCUUUUCAAUCAUUUUUAAAUCUUUUGAUGACAAUGAUUCUUUUAUCACGUCUUUUGGUUUAUUUUAAUGCAGACUGGUGUUAAAUAUUUUGCUCAGUAAGGACACGGAUGUCUUUUAUUUUUUAUUUUUUCUGCUUAUUAAAGUUUUGAUGUGUAAAUAAUGGUUUUGGAUUGAUUUAAAGACAAGCGCAGUUUAACUUUUUUUGGUUUGUUUUAUUCCCUCUCUGUUCUAAUAAGAUACUACAGAUGUCUCACAUUACUCCAGAGGUUCAUUUCUUCUCUCCCCUCCUCCACUGAGAGGAUGUGGAUUUUUUUUUCGUUGGUUAAAUUUUAUUCGGCUUAAUGAUAUGAAUAUUAAUGAUUGGUGCUAAAAAGCUGCUGGAUCUUUUAGAAUAUUUGUGAAAGGUAGCCCCCCCCCCCCCCCCCCCAUCCAAUCUUCUCAUCCAAAUCAUUUUUAUUUAGAUGCUUCCCACAGACCUGCUACAGUUAUGUCAAUGCUUUUCUCUUGACAUAAAUAAACAUGUUGAUUUGAUAACCAUGGUUGU